AUGCGCCGCCUCCCGCGGGCCGCGCUGCUGCCGCUGCCGCUCGCCCUGCUCGUGGCCGCCGGGGCCCCCGAAGCGCCGGUGAGCGCGCCGCGGAGCCUGGUGUGGGGGCCCGGGCUGCGGGCGGGCGUCGUGCUGCCCGUCCGCUAUUUCUACCUGCAGGCCGUGAACUCGGAGGGCCAAAACCUCACUCGCUCGCCCCCAGGUCAAACACUAUUCAAAGUAGUAAUCAAAUCUCUUUCACCUAAAGAAUUAGUCCGGAUUCACGUCCCCAAACCUUUGGACAGGAAUGAUGGGACAUUUUUGAUGCGAUAUAGGAUGUAUGAAACUGUCAACGAAGGGCUAAAGAUAGAGGUCCUUUAUGGUGAUGAACAUGUGGCUCAGUCUCCUUAUAUUUUGAAAGGACCAGUGUACCAUGAGUACUGUGAGUGUCCUGAAGAGGAUCCUCAGGCCUGGCAGAAAACUCUUUCUUGUCCAACCAGGGAACCACAGAUUGCAAAGGAUUUCGCUUCCUUCCCCAGCAUCAAUCUCCAGCAGAUGCUAAAUGAGGUUCCAGAAAGGUUUGGGGAUGAGAGGGGUGCCAUUGUUCACUACACGAUUCUCAAUAACCGUGUCUACCGGAGAUCUUUAGGGAAAUACACAGACUUCAAAAUGUUCUCGGACGAGAUUUUGCUGUCACUGGCAAGAAAGGUCCUUCUCCCCGAUAUAGAAUUUUAUAUUAAUCUUGGAGACUGGCCUCUGGAGCAUCGAAAAGUCAAUGAAACCCCUGGCCCUUUACCUAUCAUUUCAUGGUGCGGCUCCUUGGAUUCACAGGAUGUUAUCCUUCCAACGUAUGACAUCACCCACUCCACACUCGAAGCGAUGAGGGGUGUCACCAAUGACCUCCUCUCUAUUCAGGGAAAUACAGGGCCUUCCUGGAUCAAUAAAACAGAGAAAGCUUUCUUCAGAGGUAGAGAUAGCCGAGAAGAGAGGCUCCAGUUGGUACAGCUGUCCAAGGAAAAUCCAGAGCUUCUAGAUGCAGGAAUUACAGGAUAUUUCUUUUUCCAAGAGAAAGAAAAGGAGCUUGGAAAAGCUAAAUUGAUAGGUUUCUUUGAUUUCUUUAAGUACAAGUAUCAAGUGAAUGUGGAUGGGACUGUGGCGGCUUAUAGAUAUCCGUACCUCAUGCUGGGCGACAGUUUGGUUUUGAAGCAGGACUCAACAUAUUAUGAACAUUUCUAUAUGGCACUAAAGCCUUGGAAACAUUAUGUUCCAAUUAAAAGAAAUCUUAGUGAUUUACUAGAGAAAAUUAAGUGGGCCAAGGAAAAUGAUGAAGAAGCCAAGAAGAUUGCAAAAGAAGGGCAAUUGGCUGCUAGGGAGCUGCUGCAGCCGCACCGGGUUUACUGCUAUUAUUACAGAGUGCUCCAGAAAUACGCUGAGCGCCAGUCCAGCAGACCCGAAAUACGUGAUAGGAUGGAACUUGUUCCUCAGCCAGAUGAUAACACGUCCCUGUGCCAGUGUCACCGGGAAGGACCUUUCAGAGAAGAGCUUUAA
Molecule: messenger RNA, 1527 nt
Organism: Odobenus rosmarus divergens (Pacific walrus)
Lineage: Eukaryota; Metazoa; Chordata; Mammalia; Carnivora; Odobenidae
Gene: POGLUT3
Product: KDEL (Lys-Asp-Glu-Leu) containing 2
Exons: 8
Coding region: 1-1527 (508 amino acids)
Cellular component (GO): endomembrane system
Molecular function (GO): protein binding; glucosyltransferase activity
Source: RefSeq, a predicted model, not a curated record